This is a messenger RNA of Cladophialophora immunda, 1382 nucleotides long. RefSeq lists its product as hypothetical. The record is from RefSeq and is a predicted model, not a curated record. The transcript is spliced from 4 exons. The coding region runs from base 320 to 1315 and encodes 331 amino acids. Gene Ontology annotation, molecular function: oxidoreductase activity. Lineage: Eukaryota; Fungi; Ascomycota; Eurotiomycetes; Chaetothyriales; Herpotrichiellaceae.
AUCUUGGGCCAUGGCCGCGGCACAAGUCCUUUCUCUUUUCUCCCUGCGCGUCUUUGCUGACUGACUUCUCUUGAAUCUUCUCUCAAUCCUCCUUAGCAAGUCCUUGCUCUUUGUGUAGCUUCUCAACAUGGCGAGUGUUCAGGUUCCUUCCAGGCACAAGGCCUUGGUAUAUGACAACCCGGGCAGCAUUUCCACCAAGAUCGAGGAGAUCGAGACCCCUAAACCUGGCGUUGGCGAGGUGUUGGUGAACUUGACACAUUCAGGAGUCUGCCACUCGGUAAGCGCUCGGUGUUGGUGAUUUGACCGACGAAAGAGGAUCAUGUUGACCCUAACGCUUCCAUUUGCCACACAGGACAUGGGUGUUAUGUGCAACGCAUGGUCAUGGCUUCCUGCUCCCACACAGAAAGGCCAAGUGGGUGGGCAUGAAGGCGUCGGCGCCGUUGCUGCCCUAGGACCGGGCGCGGAGACUUCUGGUCUGAAGAUUGGUGAUCGCGUGGGUAUCAAGUGGAUUGCCUCUGCUUGCGGGAACUGUGUGCCUUGCCUAGUUGGCGCAGAUGCCUCCUGUACCUCCGCGAAGGUCUCAGGGUACUAUUUCCCAGGAACAUUCCAACAAUAUGCCAUUGCCCCGGCCCAUUAUGUCACUCCCAUUCCAGACGCACUCCCGAGUGACAUGGCAGCGCCCAUGCUGUGCGGUGGUGUCACGGUCUACACCGCUUUGAAGAAGCUGAUAGACCAAGGGGUCCGCCCAGGAGACUGGGUCGUCAUCCCUGGUGGCGGGGGUGGGCUUGGUCACCUGGCCCUGCAAAUCGGCUCUCGAGGAAUGGGUUUCCGCAUGAUCGGAAUUGACAUGGGUGCAAAAGAGAAGUUGGUCAAGGAAUGCGGCGCCGAAGUGUUCCUGGACUUGUCCAAAUACAGUCGGGACGACGAGGGAACCAAGAAAUUGGUCGAAGAUGUCAAGGCUGCCACAGGGGGUGGUGCUGCGGGCGUCGUGGUCUGCACAGCGAGCAACGCCGCUUAUGCCCAAGGCUUGAGCUUCCUCAGAUUCAGAGGCACGUUGGUGUGCGUGGGUGUGCCCGAGGGUGCUGCAGUGCCAAUCGCCACCGCGAACCCAGCAACCAUCUUGGCCUCGGAAUUGAAGAUUGUCGGCAGCGCGGUCGGCAACAGAAAGGAUGCGAUUGAGACCCUGGAUAUGGCGGCGAGGGGUACCGUCAAGACGCAUUUCGAGGUCCAGCCGAUGAGCAAGUUGACCGAGACUUUUGAGAGGAUGGACAAGGGCGAGUUACAGGGGAGAGUCGUUCUCGACCUGAGCGGGUGAUUGAGCACAAAAGCGAAGACAGGGAAAUAUAGGCUGUCGCAUAGGAACAAAUGCAACUUCUCACAAG